This is a messenger RNA of Geodia barretti, 2258 nucleotides long. The record is from the annotation of a GenBank genome assembly. Lineage: Eukaryota; Metazoa; Porifera; Demospongiae; Tetractinellida; Geodiidae.
UCGCUUGAAUUUUUUGAGUGGUGAGUGCUUCAUUUUCCCGCAAGACAGACCGCUGAACCAAGUUGAAGUUUUCCCUGGUUGGGGUGGAGAAAUGAGCCUGUAAUUUUGUGGUUGCUGUGACACAAACGACAAUGGUCAAAAGCAGCAUAUGCAUAUCGUUGGUUCUAGUCCUGGGCCUCUGCAAACUUCCAGUGGCCAAGUCGCAGAGGGAAGGUCUCUCAGAUGAGAUAGUUGUGCAGUUUGGUGACAUUGACCUGAAUGCAAUAAAGAGCUACAACAUUUGCUCGAGUGACUCUAACGGCACCGACUGCUUUCUUAGCAUAUUACCGCAGACCAUCUACGAUGUAGUCGGGCUCUCCAUUAACAUGACCCAGUGUUUAGCCAUCGAACAGUUUGAACCGGAUAAGAACCCCCCGGAACUAAUUCAGUUUGACAUGUUUGAUUUAAACACUGGGACUCUGUUUCUAAGCUUCAAUGAGACCAUUAGAACAUCGUCAGCCAACUUCUCGGCGCUUACCCUGCAGUCUUUCUAUGACAGUGCGGGGGGUGAAGAGGUCGUGCAAUUGCAGCAAGGACGCAUAGAGACAGAGGAUGAGUUUUCCACAUCCCUGACUCUUAGACUAGCAGAUGAUGACUUGUUUGAGCUACAACGCCUCUAUCCGAGAAUAUGUACUACAUCGGGUAACUGUUGGGUAAAGUUUACUUCCCAGCUCGUGCUCGAUGUUGCAGGGAAUCCCGUAGUUCCCGCCGUAGAUGGCGUUUUCUCAGAAUCACACAGCGCUGCCCGAAUAUUGCAGGAUAGUAGUAAUCCCGAGAUUGUUAACUUUGCCAUCAACCUCAAUGCCGAUCCAGCACGUGUAAAUUUCACAUUCAGUGAAAUAGUAACUGUUAAUACUUUCAACCCAGAGGCGAUAACAUUUACAAAUGGGUCGGUCAACUACACGCUAACCGGUGGGGAAGUAUUAACAACUGAAGAUGCUGUCGUCAGUUUCACAUUUCAGUUAGAAUUCGAAGAUACAAUUGCCCUCAAGGCAAUUGAUGAUUUCUUUACGGGUACUGAGAAUAGCCUGCUGACAUACAGAGCAGAUGUGGUUGAGGAUCCCUUUGGUGAGUUGGCACAGCCUCGCAAUUUUUCCAAUGCGCUAUCAGCUGGAGACUUUACACAAGAUAGUCUCCCUCCCUCCCUCUCUGGGUUUCGACUCAUGGAUUUGGACAACGACCUCAUGCAACUGAGCUUUAGUGAGCCUGUUGAUCGAAACACUCUAGACUUCCCACGUAUUACACUACGCUCGGGACCCUCAUCUCAGGUAAGCUCUGAAACCGUACAGCUAACGGGGGCCAUAAGUGUGCGAUAUGUGACUGAAGUAGAUGUCCACCGGAGAGUUAUAGAGGUAGUGUUCAGUUACAGUGACAUUAGAGCUAUAAAAACCCAGCCACCUUUGGCCACCGAUAUAGACACCAGUUAUAUUGAGCUCCAGCCUGGUGCAAUAGCUGACACUGCAGGCGUCGAAAGCUCGGCAACCGCCGUUGCAUUACAAGCUCAAACCUACGUGACUGAUAGCAGAGGGCCAAGGUUGCUCUCCUUUGUUCUUGAUCUAACGCGAAACGCAUUAUCCCUCACGUUCGAUGACAUCAUUGACAUUGACACGGUUGAUGUAGGGGAGAUAACACUGCAGCCUGAUCAAAAUGGAGAGUCGUCAGAAAUUUACACUCUUACCGAUUCUGAGGUUGUUGGGUCAAGCCACUUCAACUUCACCAUAAGCCUCUCGGAAACUGACACCAACGAAAUCAAUUCUCUUCCAAAUCUGGCAACAGGACGAGGAAAUACGUUCAUCUCACUUACAGGAGCAGCACUAGAUGGAAUUAAUGGGGUUGACGUCCUAUCUAUUGUGAGGUCCAACGCUCUUAAUGCAUCUGAUUUUACCCCAGACACGAUACCACCUAGCCUCGAAGAAUUCUACAUCGACUUUAAUUCCGAGAUGCUUACUCUGGUGUUUGACGAAACGGUAGAUGUGUCGACAUUUGAUGCAACUCAAUUUACACUGCAGAAUUCUGCAUCUAAUCCAACUCGGAGUGUGACCCUUAGUGGAGGCAUUGUCACAAGCAUGAGAUAUGUGACUUCGUUUCAGGUUGAAUUCUUGAGAAGUGAUUUGAAUAUGAUCAAGACUUACACUGACUUUGCUGUUGAUAACACCUCUACUUACCUACUGCUGACAGACGCCACAAUUCGCGAUAGUAGGGGUAAUCCCAUUGUCCCA